ACUUUAGCUAGGAGCACAUCUGGAGUUGCUUCAGACUACUGUUAUUCAUCUCACUACCAACAAUUUAUUGGCAAGCAUUUUGAAACAAAUAUCUGUAUCUGUACCUCCUUGUUUCAGAUUGCUUUCUUAAGCAAAACUACAUACAAAAGGUAGGAGAUCUUAAUGGACUUCAUGGAGAAUAAAGUCAGUUGUUUUUUUAUAUCAAACAAGAUGAAUUAAGCAGAAGCCUCAUCAACAAAGAAACCAAAACCAUAUUCCCAACAAAGAAAAUAAUUUAUCAAGAAUUCAGCUUAAAAGAUUAAUUAAACAAGGCAAGCUGCUUCUUUCCACAGUGAACGUAUCCAAGAGAACGAGAUAUGAAUGAAUAAAAUUUCUACCUCAAACAAAACUCCUCUGAACUACAACCACUCAACUGGACAGUAACAACUUAACAGAUUAAAAAAAUGCCACUUUUUAGCUGGAUGAAGUGGUCAAAAAAAGGUUCCCAUAAAUCCACACACUAUCCAGGCUCAGAUGUAGUAACAAAGACUCUGCUUCGGGAACUGACAUGGCAUCUCAAAGAACGUGAGAGAUUAGUACAAGAGAUUGAAAAUGAACAAAAAGUUAAAAAAACUGGUAUGGACUAUAACUGGCUAAAAAACUAUCAGAAUCCCCAAGCAACCAUCCCAGCUACUGAACAAAGACAGCUUGAAGUUCUCUGCUCACAAGUUCAACCUUGCCAGACUGGAACUAUUCUCAGCAGAUUUCGAGAAGUUUUAGCAGAAAAUGAUGUUCUGCCAUGGGAAAUAGUCUACAUCUUCAAGCAAGUGCUGAGAGAUUUUCUAACCAAUGCAGAAAAACAAAAUCAACAGGAAGAACUGGAAGACACAUGGAAUUCAAAUCACUCUAUACACUUUGGAGUUCUAGGUGAAAGUACCAAGAAUUCAGCUAAAGAGGAAAUUCCCACUAUUUCAAGUUACAUUGAUAAAAACACAAAAAACAUGUUCCCUACAUUCUCACAGAGAAUAUGGAAUCUACCAUAUUACUAUCCAUCAACUUAAAUUAUUUAUCAUCACUCAAGUAUUUAUUUCUGCAAUAUUGAAUCUGAAUCCACAACAUGAAAUAUAGCUUAGAACUCAGAAAAUGUGACCUAUUUCAUAUUUCCCUUUGUUAUAAGGUCAGAAGUUUACAGUUUUAUGGGUAUCUUUAUAUUUUACAUAAGGCUUAUUGUUAGCUACUAAAAUUGUAAUGUUUUCAUUUCUAAACUAAAAUGUAUUAUGGCUCUUCUAAGUAAAUGUUUGAAAUAUUUUCCUGUUUUCACCCAUACCUUUAGCAUAUACUACAGAAAACAAAACUAAUUUUAUAUACUUAAAAUGGAACUAACAUUUUGUGAAGUGUGUAUAAAAAGGACAAUUUUUUAAAUUUACAUAAGCAAAUGUAGAAUAAAAUGAAUGCUUUAAAAUUGUAAUCAAUUGUAUUUACAACAUAACAGCAAUCUAAAACACAAGCAACAUCAUAAA
Monodelphis domestica (gray short-tailed opossum) is the source of this 1499-nucleotide messenger RNA. RefSeq names its product RD3 like (gene RD3L). The record is from RefSeq and is a predicted model, not a curated record. NCBI's taxonomy places the organism in Eukaryota, Metazoa, Chordata, Mammalia, Didelphimorphia, Didelphidae.